This is a messenger RNA of Conger conger (European conger), 807 nucleotides long. RefSeq lists its product as uncharacterized. Lineage: Eukaryota; Metazoa; Chordata; Actinopteri; Anguilliformes; Congridae. The record is from RefSeq and is a predicted model, not a curated record.
UCUCCAUCUCAAACGCACUCUCCAUCUCAAACGCACUCUCCAUCUCAAACGCACUCUCCAUCUCAAACGCACUCUCCACCUCAAACGCACUCUCCAUCUCAAACGCACUCUCCACCCUCAACUCCAUCUCAAACGCACUCUCCAUCUCAAACGCACUCUCCAUCUCAAACGCACUCUCCAUCUCAAACGCACUCUCCAUCUCAAACGCACUCUCCCUCUCAAACGCACUCUCCCUCUCAAACGCACUCUCCCUCUCAAACGCACUCUCCACCCUCAAACACUCUCCACCCUCAAACGCACUCUCCCUCUCAAACGCACUCUCCAUCUCAAACGCACUCUCCAUCUCAAACGCACUCUCCCUCUCAAACGCACUCUCCAACGCACUCUCCAUCUCAAACGCACACUCCCUCUCAAACGCACACUCCCUCUCAAACGCACUCUCCCUCUCAAAAGCACUCUCCAUCUCAAAUGCACUCUCCAUCUCAAACGCACACUCCCUCUCAAACGCACUCUCCCUCUCAAAAGCACUCUCCAUCUCAAACUCACUCUCCCUCUCAAACGCACACUCCCUCUCAAAAGCACACUCCCUCUCAAAAGCACUCUCCCUCUCAAACGCACUCUCCCUCUCAAACGCACUCUCCCUCUCAAACGCACUCUCCCUCUAAAACGCACACUCCCUCUCAAAAGCACACUCCAUCUCAAAUGCACUCUCCCUCUCAAACGCACUCUCCAUCUCAAAUGCACUCUCCACCUCAAACGCACUCUCCCUCUCCCUCACCCUCACACGCUGAAGGGGCUUUCAGUUAA